Molecule: messenger RNA, 669 nt
Organism: Prunus armeniaca (apricot)
Lineage: Eukaryota; Viridiplantae; Streptophyta; Magnoliopsida; Rosales; Rosaceae
Source: the annotation of a GenBank genome assembly
AUGAAGUUUGUUUGCGAUCAGGCUUUGAAGGAGCAGCAAUGCGAGCGAGAGCCUCCUGUUGACGUUGACGUUGUCUAUGACGACAUCAAACUUGAUGAGCGCGACUUGGCAAUUCUCCAGAAGCCCAAGAAACCACCAUCUCAUGGCAAAGGCAAGGAUUUGGAGACCUUCCGCUUUAUGCUAAGCGCACCACCUCCAUCUUCUUGUCAACAAAAGCCUACGGGGCCAAGAAAAUCUGAUGCUCAUCAUCGACGGCAAGACUGGGACGAUGAAGACAAGUUGGAGAAUAGCAAGCGAAAGCUUCACCAAGGCUACCAAGAGUUCCAAAACAGGAGAAAGAAAAUUCAACUUCUAGAGGUCAAGAACUUGCCUUUGCCAUCUAAGCCUCAGCGAGGCCGGGUUUUGAGCAAGACCAGUUCGAGGAAGUGCCCAGAGCCUUCUGAUUUUUUGGAGAGCCAACAAAACCCUAAGGGGCCCACAAAAUCUACUCAUCAUCUUCAUCAUCGGCGAGAUUGGGAUGAUGAAGAGAAGUUGGAGAACAGUAAGAAAAAGCUUCACCAAAGCUAUCAAGAGUUGCAAAACAAGAGAAAGAAAAUUCAAAUUCUGGACAUUAAGAACUUGCCUAUGCCGCCAAAGCCGCAACGAGGUCGGGUUUUGAACAAGAACUAG